Messenger RNA from Lepus europaeus (European hare), 2708 nucleotides. RefSeq names its product platelet activating factor acetylhydrolase 2 (gene PAFAH2). The transcript is spliced from 11 exons. The record is from RefSeq and is a predicted model, not a curated record. Gene Ontology annotation, molecular function: 1-alkyl-2-acetylglycerophosphocholine esterase activity. NCBI's taxonomy places the organism in Eukaryota, Metazoa, Chordata, Mammalia, Lagomorpha, Leporidae. The coding region runs from base 535 to 1713 and encodes 392 amino acids.
GAGGAAGCGCGGUGCGGGGGCGCGGGGGACACCAAGCAAGCUCGGACCCCCUGCCCACGCUGCGAGAAUAAAGGGAAACUCCGGCCGUUUCCAGGCACGCCUGGGAACUAUUCGAGGACCAGUGAGGCGGCGAGCCGCAUAACUAUAAGCAGUAACCCUCCGCUCGAGCCUACAACCGCGGCUUCGACUGCGGCCGCGGCUCAGACCACCAGGGGGAGGAAUCGCAUCGCAUCCUGCGCCCCAGGGCGGCCUCUUCCAACCACGGGGUCGCCUGGAACUCUGGGGACUGUAGUCCCAGGACCGUACGGCGCCAUCUCGCGCGGUGCACCUCGGGAGUUGUAGUUCCUGGCAUGGACGCGGGCAAUGCUUUCAAGCGCCCACGUUGAGUCCUGAAAACUACAACUACCAAAGGGCCACGGGCUCCUGGGCGGUUUCUCCUUUCCGUCGAGUUAAACGACAGGGAUUACUUCUGAGGGAUCACCUUGACUGCCCAGCGCAGCUCUGCCCGAGUCACUUGCGUCCAGCGGUGAUGAGAUGGGGGCCAGCCAGUCCGUGUGCUUUCCCCCGGUCACAGGACCCCACCGCGUAGGCUGUGGGGAUGUGAUGGAAGGCCAGGGUCUGCAGGGGAGCUUCUUUCGAAUUUUCUACCCCUGCCAAGAGGCAGAGGAGACCUCGGAGCAACCCCUGUGGAUCCCCCGCUACGAGUACUACACUGGCCUGGCUGAUUACCUGCGGUUCAAUAAGCGCUGGGGGGGCCUGCUGUUCAACCUGGCCGUGGGAUCUUAUCGGCUGCCUGUUAGCUGGAAUGGCCCCUUUAAGACAAAGGACUCUGGAUACCCGUUGAUCAUCUUCUCCCACGGCCUGGGAGGCUUCAGGACGUUGUAUUCCGCCUUCUGCAUGGAGCUGGCCUCCCAUGGCUUCGUGGUCGCUUUACCGGAGCACAGGGACCAGUCGGCUGCGACCACCUACUUCUGUAAGCAGGCCCCCGAGGAGACCCAGCCCACCAACAAGUUGCUGGAGGAAGAAUGGAUCCCCUUCCGUCGAAUUGAGGAAGGAGAGAAGGAGUUCCAUGUUCGGAAUCCCCAGGUGCAUCAGCGGGCGAGGGAGUGUGUGCGGGUGCUGAGGAUCCUGCAAGAAGUUGCUGCUGGCCAGCCCAUCGACAACAUCUUGCCUGGAGGUUUGGAUCUGAAGACCUUGAGGGGCAGCAUCGACCCGAGCCGGGUGGCCGUGAUGGGACACUCGUUUGGAGGGGCCACGGCUGUCCUGGCGCUAGCCAAGGAGACUCAGUUUCGGUGUGCUGUGGCCCUGGAUGCUUGGAUGUUCCCCCUGGAACGAGACCUUUACCCGCAGGCCCGGGGCCCUGUGUUCUUUAUCAACACUGAGAAAUUCCAGACAGUGGAGAGUAUCAACUUGAUGAAGAAGAUAUGUGCCCAGCACGAACAGUCCAGGAUCAUAACUGUGCUUGGUUCUGUUCAUCACAGUCAAACUGACUUUGCUUUUGUGACUGGCAACUUGCUUGUUAAAUACUUAUCCAGCCACACCCGUGGGAGCCUGGACCCCUACGAAGGUCAGGAGACUAUGGUGCACGCCAUGUUGGCCUUCCUGCAGAAGCACCUUGACCUGAAGGAGGACUACGAUCAAUGGAACAAUCUCAUCGAAGGCAUUGGGCCAUGGCUCACUCCCGGGGCCCCCACCCACCUGUCUAGCCUGUAGGCACAGCUGGCCAUCUGUCACAGGUCACCUGAGCUGUGUCCACGUGGGGGCUGCCCAGGGGCACACGUCACCUCUGUCAGGAAGUGGUCAGCUCCACCCUUUUCCUCAGAUUGAGAGGAUGUAAUCUCACUGCUGAUUGGAUAAUGGGGGGCUUUGAUCUUGGACUUGAUCUUAAACUCACCCUGGGGCUUGGGUCACUGGGGCUUGGCCAGGUGACUUUCUGGGGCCUGCGCCCUCAGGUGUGGGGAAGAAGCUGAGUGCCUGAGGCUGAGUAGGAAGCCUGGGCCCCACCUGCUCCUCCUGCUCCCACCACAGUUGCUUCUCUAGUGGAAGUGCCAAUGCCAGGGGGCCCCCAGCCCCACCUGGCUCUGUCUCUUUCUCGCCCUCAGCCUGCGCCGUCCCGGGCCGCUUGGUGAAGUGGGCACGUGAGCACACUUGCUGGAGUGUGGACAUCCUCAGAUUUUCUGAUCGUUGGCAGGCCUUGCCCCUUGCGUGAGACGUAGUACUGGGUACUUAGCAGUACUGGGCCACACCUGGGAGCCCACACGGAGCCAGCAGCCGUGGUCUCCCAGCGCUGGGCUCCCUCUUCUUCAAGCUCCGAAGCUCCAGAGGUCUUUGGGGCCUUGCCAAAAAUGUGUCUCGACAGGAGAAACACACGUAGGUUGAGGUGGGAGUGUUAGGAUCAGUGCUAAGCAGGCCCUUGCUGAAGAGGGAAGGAGGCUGGUUAGUCUGACCCGGGAGGCCUUCCCUGGUGAGGCGUAGGAACACCUGGGUCUCGCCUCUUAACUCUGAUUUGUGAGCUGCCAACCUGCUCAGGGCCAGCGUGCUUUGAUUGUCUGGUCUUUUGGUUCUGAGGCCUUUGCCCCAACUGUAAGUCAGAAUACAGUCCACACUUCCAUUCUGUCCCAUUUACAAUAUUAAUUAUAUCAAUACCAAUGAAAGUUGGAAUGGUCUCUGUUUAAUCUGCAAUAAAGCAAGAUGGGAAGUGCCUGCUC